CGGGAGGAGAGGGAGGAGGACGGGGAGCCGCCGACCGGCCGCGAGGUUGAGGCCGAACCAGAACCAGAACCGCUGUCGGUGUCCGAGUACCAGAGUCCGGUCCACGAGCCGAGGCGCCGAGCCAUGGUGCACCCGUCCGCCCAGGCUCCGCUGCCCAAAGACUACGCCUUCACCUUCUUCGACCCCAACGACCCGGCGUGCCUGGAGAUCCUGAUGGACCCGCGGACCUCCGUCCCCGAGCUGUUCGCCAUCGUCCGCCAGUGGGUCCCUCAGGUGCAGCACAAGAUCGACGUCAUCGGCAACGAGAUCCUGAAGCGUGGUUGCCACGUGAACGACCGCGACGGUCUGACCGACAUGACGCUGCUCCACUACAGCUGCAAGGCCGGCGCUCACGGAGUCGGCGACCCGGCGGCGGCGCUGCGACUCUCCAGUCAGCUGAUCUCUUUGGGCGCCGACGUCAGCCUGAGGAGCCGCUGGACCAACAUGAACGCUCUGCACUACGCCGCCUACUUCGACGUCCCGGAGCUGAUCCGAGUUCUGCUGAAGGCCGCCAAACCCAGAGUGCUGAACUCCACCUGCAGUGACUUCCACUACGGCACGGCGCUCCACAUCGCCGCCUCCAACCUUUGUCUGGGCGCCGUCAAGUGUCUGCUGGAGCACGGAGCCAAUCCCACCGUCAGGAACGAUAAGGGCCAGGUCCCGGCCGAGGUGGUCCCCGACCCGAUGGACAUGAGCCUGGACAAGGCGGAGGCGGCGAUGGUGGCCAAGGAGCUGAAGCAGCUGCUGCUGGACGCCGUCCCGCUGAGCUGCAACCUGCCCCGAGCAACGCUGCCCAACUACGACAACAUCCCCGGCAACCUGAUGCUGACCUCGCUGGGGCUGAAGCUGGGAGACCGAGUGGUUCUGGACGACAUGAAGCUCCAGAGAGACCAGAGCCGAGACGACAGCCCGGCUGCAAACCUCACUCAGAGCGGCACUUUGAGGUUUUGCGGCACCACAGAGUUCGCCAGCGGCCAGUGGGUCGGCGUGGAGCUGGACGAACCGGAGGGGAAGAACGACGGCAGCGUGGGCGGCGUCCGAUACUUCAUCUGCCCUCCCAAACUCGGUAUUUUCGCUCCAGUGUCAAAGAUUUCCAAAGCCGUGGAUCAGACGAACUCGUCCGUCACCUCGACCCCCAGAACUCCUCGCAUGGACCUGGCCUCCCGCCUGGCCGGAAAGACCAAGAAGGAGAAGGAGAAGAAGGAGAAGGAGCGGGAGAAAGCCCAGAGGAAGAAGUCCUCGGUGGCCAGUCUGGAUCCAGAGGGCCUGAACGUGGAGGUCGGAGACCAGGUUCUGGUGGCCGGACAGAAAAACGGCAUCGUUCGCUUCUACGGGAAAACGGACUUCGCUCCGGGUUACUGGUUCGGCAUCGAGCUGGACCAGCCGACGGGGAAACACGACGGCUCGGUGUUCGGCGUGCGCUACUUCAGCUGCCUGCCCAAAUAUGGAGUGUUUGCUCCGCCCUCCCGCGUCCAGAGAAUCGGAGGUCCUAAAGACGGCUCCCAGAGCGACGGCUCGAUGGUCAAGAAGGUCCACCAGGUCACCAUGUCGCAGCCCAAACGUAACUUCAACACGAUGCGUUCUCCUAAAGACCUGACCUCUGAGAGCUCCAUAUCCAGGUUGCUGUUCUGCUGUUGGUUUCCGUGGAUGCUUCGCGCUGAGAUGCAGUCCUAACCACGCCCUCCUCCUUCACCUCCUCCUC
Molecule: messenger RNA, 1741 nt
Organism: Stegastes partitus (bicolor damselfish)
Lineage: Eukaryota; Metazoa; Chordata; Actinopteri; Pomacentridae
Gene: clip3
Product: CAP-GLY domain containing linker protein 3
Exons: 14
Coding region: 124-1713 (529 amino acids)
Biological process (GO): cytoplasmic microtubule organization
Cellular component (GO): cell cortex; microtubule plus-end; nucleus
Molecular function (GO): microtubule plus-end binding
Source: RefSeq, a predicted model, not a curated record